Planococcus citri (citrus mealybug) is the source of this 1400-nucleotide messenger RNA. RefSeq lists its product as uncharacterized. The record is from RefSeq and is a predicted model, not a curated record. Bases 64 to 1080 code for a protein of 338 amino acids. Gene Ontology annotation, molecular function: calcium-dependent phospholipid binding; calcium ion binding. The transcript is spliced from 7 exons. Lineage: Eukaryota; Metazoa; Arthropoda; Insecta; Hemiptera; Pseudococcidae.
AAAAAUCACCUAUAUCGAAUAAAUAACAUCGCUUUUAAAAUCGUGAGAAAGUAGUAUCUAAGAAUGAAUUUAGCGUUUGAAUGGUUCUUUCGAUAUUUGAUAAUUUUUUCGUCAUUUUUCUUCAACGAACAGAAAAAAAUGAUAUGCCACUGUCAAAACGCCAAUCCGACACCUCCACCAGAUGCUCAAAAAGAUGCUAAGGUCAUAGUAGACUCAAAAUUCGACCCUUCGACUAUCGCGAAAAUUUUGCCAUACAGGACCAAAGAAGAAUGCCAAGCGAUAAAUGGUGCAAUAGCUUCAUUAAAUGGAGGAAAAAAUUUAGUUCCUCCCGAUUAUGAACCUCUGAAGAAUACGUCAGCGUACCAAGAUUUGCUAUUCGCUUUGGUCAACGAUGUGUUGACAGUUUUUAGCAAGUACAUGGGACGUUAUUUGGAUCUUAAAGAUGAAACUAUGAUUAUUAUGAUUUAUGCACAAAUUGAUGACAGAGAAGGAUUCAAGCACAGAUAUGACGAUCAGCAUAAACGCUGUUUUGACGAUGCUCGCAGAGAUCAAAGGCAUCCUUUUGCAAAUUCGUUAAAAGUAUGGUCAGAGUAUAACAGAUGUCCAAACUCAGAUUACCCAUCUUUGUAUACAUGUACAUACGGGAUAAAUUUGUUCGGUGAUCGGAAGAACUGGGACGAUAGAAGUAGACGCAAGUUGGAAGAUGCACUGAUGAUACUUCCAGGAGAUCAGUCAAAGGGUAUUUUGUAUUGUUAUGGGAAAGAUAAAGAAACUCCACAACCAAGUAUUAUCAAGGAUAUCCAUAAUCACAUACACAAUGACGAUCUCAAGGAUUUGUAUACAACUUUAGUACGUUACAUUCAAGAUGCUAAUGACUAUUUGGCUGAGAAGCUUCACGAUUAUUGCGAUGGUCGAGAUAAUUGGGCAAUGUGGAUAAUCGUUGUCACCAGAUGUCGCGAAGAUACGAAAGGACUCGACGAAUCUUUUCAAAAACGAUACAACGGAGUGACGUUGAAACAAUAUCUCGAUGUAAGGGUGAUUAUUCAAGAUCCUGUACUCAAAAAUAUUAGGAAGAAAUAACUCUUGCUUCUCAGUUUUUACUAUUUAUUAGUGCAAAGCUUUUCAAACACCAAGUGUUCAUCAUCAGGCUUAAGAAAAUUUUGCAAAUGGUAAACAGGAUCUACAGCCUCCUCCACCGGUGCCUGAGACACAUGCAGUCGAUGACCGCUAAAAUGGGUUUCUGUUUUCCAUGAUAUCAGUACAUACAUACUUUGGUUCAACAAUUUCAUUUGAUUAAAACUGUUGCAUAAUGAUACAUUAUAAGUAUUUUUAAUGCAAAAAGAUGCUGUGUAUCAGAAAAAUGACCCAGGUAUUCUAAAUUCAAUUACAUUGAAGCUUAC